AGGUACCACAAAUUAUUGUUUACAUCAGCAGACCGGAAACGGUUUGAAGCGUCAUGGCGAACGCGUGUUGCAGCUUGGUGGCUUAAAGACGGGAAGAAUUUGGGUUUUUAAAUCUUAGCUGAACCCUGCAUUGAGCUCCGAUGUCCCUGCAGGGGGCGGUCAGGAGGAGCUUCAUGGCUCUCCAGGACCAGCGGGCGGCGUGGAGGAGCGUGCUGGUGGAGUGCGACCCCCUUAUGGAGUCUCUGGGGAACCUGGGGCAGCAGAUGAAGGCUCUAUCCCGGGUCCGGGUCUCCGACACGCCGCUCAGGGCGUUCCCGGACCUCCAGGAGCGGCUGCAGUUCCAGCUGCUGCAGGCUGUGGACCUGCUGCUGCAGAGACUCAGGGACAGGAUGUCCCGCCUCCAGGCCAUCAGGGACUCCGUUGGCGGCCAUGUUUCUGCCGUCCUGCAGCUCUACCAGGACUCCGCAGACAGUCUGGAUGUUGCCGUGGCGACGCAGCGCUCCUCUGUCGCUCCAUCGCUCGCCGACAUGUUGGAGUGGCUUCAGGACGCCGAGCGUUUCUACAGACGGCAGUUCCUGCAGAGGAAGACUCUGCUGCUGACGCUGAGGCGGGACGAUCGCGCGCAGCUGGAGGGCGCGGCCAACGCCUGGAGGAGUCUGGACUCUCCUGAUGCAGAGCAACAAAUCACAGAUAAUCUGUGCAGACUGGCCUUCUUCCUGGAGGCCCAGUGAUCCGACCUCAGACCCGCUACUGGAUCAGAACCGGCUGAACUGAUCGGACCCAGAAAGAGACACGGCUUCAGGUCUGAGCUGGUUUAUUGGACCACAGCACACGCUGACACAUCAGGGAUGAACACAAACCAGAGAAACGGAUCAGGAACCGGGAACGAUCCCAACGCACUGCAAAAACACAAAAUAUUACCAAGAAUUUCUGUCUAGAUUCUCCUGCAGAAAUAAAUCAAUUAAUCGCAUCAUAAAUUAUAAUAAUUUCUAUUCUGAUGGAAAUGAUGCAGUUUUGUUUAAAGAGAUUUUAUAAUCCAUUUGUUUAUUUAUUGUUUUUGUGUUUUUUUAAUAUUUAACAUAUCUCCUAGCACAAGUCUUUAGUGUUCUUUUAAUAAAAUUAAAAUUAAUUUAUCAAUUA
Molecule: messenger RNA, 1140 nt
Organism: Poecilia latipinna (sailfin molly)
Lineage: Eukaryota; Metazoa; Chordata; Actinopteri; Cyprinodontiformes; Poeciliidae
Gene: airim
Product: AFG2 interacting ribosome maturation factor
Exons: 5
Coding region: 141-731 (196 amino acids)
Cellular component (GO): cytoplasm; nucleus
Source: RefSeq, a predicted model, not a curated record